AUGGAUUAUUUCCCCAUGAUCUUCUAUCUGCUGUUUGUGGUUUUCCAAGGCGCUCCAGGAACAGCAGUCUUAGGUGCUGAGCUCAGCACAGAUGCUGAGAAUGGAGGUCACAGCCCCUCACCCAGUACACCCUGGCGACCCCGUCGAUCCAAGCGCUGCUCCUGCUCGUCCUUGAUGGACAAAGAGUGUGUCUACUUCUGCCACCUCGACAUCAUUUGGAUCAACACUCCCGAGCACAUUGUUCCAUAUGGACUUGGAAGCCCUUCUAGGUCGAAGCGAUCCUUAAAGGAUUUGUUUCCUACAAAGGCAACAGACACCAGGAACAGAUGCCAAUGUACUAGCCAAAGAGACAAGAAGUGCUGGAAUUUUUGCCAAGCAGGAAAAGAACUCAGGGCCCAAGACACUAUGGAGAAAGUCUGGAAUAACCCUAAGAAAGAGAUAGACUGUUCCCAGUUUGGAGAGAAGUGUAUUCAUCAGCAACAGGUGGAAGGAAGAAAACUAAGAAGGUUGGAGACCAUCACCAACAGCAUCAAAACAUCAUUUCGUAUUGCAAAGCUAAAAGCUGAGCUCUACAGAGAAAAGAAACUGAUGCACAACAGAACACACUGA
Molecule: messenger RNA, 609 nt
Organism: Chrysochloris asiatica (Cape golden mole)
Lineage: Eukaryota; Metazoa; Chordata; Mammalia; Afrosoricida; Chrysochloridae
Gene: EDN1
Product: endothelin 1
Exons: 5
Coding region: 1-609 (202 amino acids)
Biological process (GO): regulation of systemic arterial blood pressure by endothelin; intracellular calcium ion homeostasis; regulation of vasoconstriction
Cellular component (GO): extracellular region
Molecular function (GO): endothelin A receptor binding; endothelin B receptor binding; hormone activity
Source: RefSeq, a predicted model, not a curated record